CAAUUUCUCUCAGUGCAUAGGAGCUGCACGGCGUUGCCACGACGCGUCCUCCCACACCUCCUUCUGCACGCCCUUGGUGAAGGCCAUGCAAAUGUUCUUCUUCUCCUUCUCCUGGUCGUCAUACUCGCUCAGCACAGGCAGCAGGAGCACCACCGUGGACACAAUGAGCAUGAGGAUGGCGGCGAUGGCGACGUUGGUUGUAGUCGCCCCAGCGAGUCCCUGCAUCCAGGAACCGCAGACAAACGCCGACAAAAGGUCAACUGGUGCAUCGCAUUCGGUGUCUGUCACCGACGGGCAACUUCAUGAGUGCCUGGCAGGCCAACACCACCAAACCUGCGCGCACAAAACAAAGAUCAUGAAAGCAGAACAGAACAACACGACCGCCGGACAUAAUGUGCAUGAGAGCACGUGAUUGAUAUGGAUGGAUGGAUGGAUGGACGUUCACAUGUGCAUUGUGCUACGCACCUGCAGCAUGGGAAGCACGCGGCAAACGCUCGGCCCAGCUGGUUGAAUGGCUGCUCCUCCUGAAUGAUCCUUUUCAGCGGGGAGGGGGGAGGGAGGGAGGGGGGAUAGCCGCUAUGCGGCGCUUGAGGGCUGUGAGGGACAGGUACCUACAGAAGCCAUUCGCAGCAGCCACAGGACCAGCACACUCACACACAUUCAAAGAACACUUGAGAUGUGUGUGCGUCUGUGCAUACUUUACGAUGUCGUGCACGCCAAUGAGGAGCGGCUCCCCGUCGGGACCAAUCAGGAAGGGCCUUUCUCUUUUGCCUGAUCAACACAAACGAGAAGACCGGAUGAGUGAGUGAGUGAGUGAGUGUGUCCAUCACAGUCGUCACCGUGGACAAGGAAAUAGUAGCCACUGGUAUCAAAGGGCCACUCAGCCCCUGCAACCACACACGUGAAUAGACACACGUAAGCGAAGAGGCGUGGCCUCCCACUGCCUUCCCAAUGCGUACCUUCAGCGCUCUCUACGUCGAUCCCCAGCUGCUGGGCAAUCAGCCGACAGACAAGGGCCUUGGGGCAGCCCGGAUCUGAAAGUCACCCACAUUCGCAUGGCGAGCAAGCAGGCAUCCCCUGCAUAUCAUCUCCCCAUACCUGUAACCAACCACAGCGUCAUUCUCAUUCCCAGGCAGAUCCUUGACCAGGGUCAUCACCUGAGGGAUCCAGCACACGGAUGCGAUCCCUCACACAUGCACAGACGUACCUUUUCCAACAGGUCGAUGAAGGUGUCAUCGUCGACGCCGUCAUCCAGCGGCACGCUGUCAUGCACGGAGCGGUCCAACCCGGCGAUACUGAAUAUAGACACGCACACACACAGAGUGAGAGGGAGAGAGCAAGCAGAUGACCCUUUUGCAGAUGAGUGCACUAGGCCUCGCACCUGAAUAACAGCAUCUGGCGGCCUCCGACUUCACAAAAUCCAUC
Messenger RNA from Vitrella brassicaformis, 1425 nucleotides. The record is from the annotation of a GenBank genome assembly. NCBI's taxonomy places the organism in Eukaryota, Vitrellaceae.